This is a messenger RNA of Fonsecaea erecta, 1740 nucleotides long. RefSeq lists its product as hypothetical. Gene Ontology annotation, biological process: ketone body catabolic process. Gene Ontology annotation, molecular function: succinyl-CoA:3-oxo-acid CoA-transferase activity. The transcript is spliced from 3 exons. The record is from RefSeq and is a predicted model, not a curated record. Bases 1 to 1740 code for a protein of 579 amino acids. Lineage: Eukaryota; Fungi; Ascomycota; Eurotiomycetes; Chaetothyriales; Herpotrichiellaceae.
AUGGCAGCAACAGCAAGGCGUACACUGCUCCUCUGCGUCAAGGACAUCAGAGCCGCUGGUCCCUCGAAUGCAGCAACUAAUGCCAGUAAAACCAAAUACCUGACCUUGCGCCAAUCACGGUUCAGACCAUGGAUAGUUUCAAGCCAGCAAGAUAUUCGACACUUCACAUCUUCUCGGACACGAUGGCGUGAAGCAACGUCAUCGCUAUCUUCUGACAAGCAUGCACCGCCUGUUAUUGAUCGGACGAGGUCGAAGCUCUUCAAGGAUGCCGACGAGGCUGUGGCGGACAUCCAAUCCGGCUCGACCAUCCUCAGUGCUGGAUUUGGUCUGUGUGGGACAGCCGAGACCAUCAUCACAGCAAUGCACAAGCGCGGAAUCGAGUCACUCAACAAUCUCACUGCGGUUUCGAACAACGCUGGUGCGGCAGGCGCCGGCGGACUCUCGCCUCUGACACAGUCGGGCCAAUUGACGCGAUGUAUCCUCUCUUAUUUGGGGAACAACAAAAAGCUCGAACAGAAGUACCUGAACGGCGAUAUCGCCAUCGAACUGUGUCCACAGGGCACGCUGGCGGAGCGGAUCCGUGCCGGCGGAAGUGGGAUUCCCGCCUUUUACACGCCAACCGGUGUCCACACGUGCAUCCAGACUGGAGAGAUCCCCACGAGAUUAGGACCUGCUGAUCCGGAGACGCAAAAAUCGAGCGUGCUGGAAGCGGGAAAGCCAAGAGAGACGAGGAUCUUCAAUGGCAGAACGUAUGUCAUGGAAACCGCGCUGACCGGCGACGUUGCCAUCAUCCGCGCCUGGAAGGUCGACGAGGCUGGCAAUUGUCAAUUCAGAUACACGACCAAAGGUUUCGGCACCAUUAUGGCCAAGGCUGCCCGACUGACCAUUGUCGAGGCUGAGAAUAUCGUGCCCACGGGUUCCAUAGACCCGAACGACGUCCACCUCCCUGGCAUCUACGUGGACCGCAUCGUGCCUGCCACCGUGGAAAAGAAAUUCGAAAUCAAAAAGACUCGUUCUGCCAGCGACGAGGCAGGUUAUUCCUCCGACUCGUCCACGACCAGUAACAAAUCAGCAGCCCUGAUCCGGCGAGACCGCAUCGCCCGCCGCGCCGCGAAGGAACUCAAGCACGGUAUGUACGUCAACCUCGGUGUGGGAAUGCCCACGUUAGCACCCUCAUUCCUCCCGAGCGAUGUCAAGGUAUGGAUCCAGUCCGAGAACGGCAUUCUGGGCAUGGGCCCGUACCCGACCGAGGACGAAGUCGACCCGGACAUCAUCAACGCGGGCAAGGAGACCGUCACGCUGGUCCCUGGCGCCUCGACGUUCGACAGCGCCGAGAGCUUCGGCAUGAUCCGCGGCGGCCACGUCGAUGUCUCCAUCCUAGGCGCCCUGCAGGUGUCGGCGGCCGGCGAUCUGGCCAACUACAUGAUCCCGGGUAAAGUGUUCAAGGGCAUGGGCGGUGCCAUGGACCUCGUCUCCAACCCCAACCAGACCAAGAUCGUCGUCGCCACCGACCACGUCGACAAGUACGGCAAGUCCAAGAUCGUCGAGCAGUGCUCCCUGCCCCUCACCGGCGCCCGCGUUGUCAGCACCAUCAUCACCGACCUCUGCGUCUUCCAGGUCGACCGCGUCAAGGGGACGCUGACCCUGACGGAGCUCGCGCCCGGCGUGUCGGUCGAAGACAUCCGGGCCAAGACGGACGCGAGGUUCGCCGUUGCCGAGGAGAUCAAGACGAUUGAAUGA